This is a messenger RNA of Ruditapes philippinarum (Manila clam), 1933 nucleotides long. RefSeq names its product cytochrome P450 4B1-like. Bases 1 to 1245 code for a protein of 414 amino acids. The record is from RefSeq and is a predicted model, not a curated record. The transcript is spliced from 9 exons. Gene Ontology annotation, molecular function: iron ion binding; heme binding; monooxygenase activity. NCBI's taxonomy places the organism in Eukaryota, Metazoa, Mollusca, Bivalvia, Venerida, Veneridae.
AUGGUGGAUUUCUUCGAGGAUGCCUCAGAAACAGGAGCGGCGAUAAGUGACAAACUAGCCACUUUGAGCAACCGAAAGAAGAAAAAAAAGGAAACGCCAGGGUAUGGCGACCCUGGUGCCUCAGCACAAACAGAAACAUGCGUUCAAUUCACAGGGCAACAUGAAUUUCAAUCUACAGCGACGGCGUCAAAAUCACAAUUACAGAACAAAACAGCAGAAAAAGAAUACUGUCCGAUCAAGAGCACAGAAAAAGUAAUAUCCGAAUGUAAUUGGCAGGGUCCUGCAAAAAGUAGAAAUAGAUCAAACAGAACUUUUGUGUUUAGUAGCACCAAUAUGGCCUGCACAGACUUGGUGGCCGACAUUAAUACAACUUAUUGUUGCACCAUGCCUUCUACUUCAACACCCUCAGGACAUCCUUACGUUGUGCCAUCGACCGGGAAAGAAACACCCAUUAAAAAAGAUGAGGCUGGCGCUUUUUCCCAUAUCAGGAAAGCGCUUGAAGAUAGAGGGAUUUCAAAUGAAACUCUGCAGGAUAAGCAGCAGAAUGACAAGACUGAGAAGCGCCGUCUGGAUUUCUUAGACAUAUUAUUAACUGCACGAGAAGAACAUGGGCUUGGCUUGUCUGCACAAGAAAUACAGGAUGAAGUUGAUACGUUUACAUUUGAGGGUCAUGAUACAACAUCGUCAGCCAUUAGCUGGACAAUUUUUGCUCUGGCUAAACAUCCAGUGCUACAAGAAAAGGUUUUCAGUGAAGUCAGGAAUAUCAUUGGUGGAAAGAACAGCUUAUCAUCAGAACAACUUGGAAAAUUUACAUAUUUGCCAACGUUUAUUAAGGAAGUUCUUAGGUACUACAGUCCGGUGCCAAUGAUUGCACGGAGACAUACGGACACACCGAUUGUUUUAGAUAGUAUAGAUAUUCCUGUUGGUGUCAGUAUUUGGGUACAAAUAUACUGUAUACAUCAUAAUAAAGAUGUUUGGCCGAAUCAUGAGGUAUUUGAUCCAGAAAGAUUCAGUGCAAACCAAAGAGAUGAAACAGAUAUUUAUGGAUUCAUUCCAUUUUCAGCUGGUUCUAGAAAUUGUAUCGGACAGGUUUUUGCAAUGAAUGAAAUCAAAAUAACAAUUGCCAAACUGGUUAACAGGUUCGAGUUCCUGGUUGACCCGGAGAAUGAGCCGGUUCUGCUACCAGAUAUUAUCAUGAGGUCUCAAAAUGGAGUGCACGUGAAACUGAUUGAACGGAAGCAUUAAAUUUUUGAAAAGUGGAACCGUUUUUUAUUUCAAAUACCGAUUUUAAAACAUAAAACGAAAUAUUGAUUUGUGAAACAUUAAUUUAACUCAUGUCUUAUAUUUUUUCAUUAAAUCUAAUCUUAAUUUAUCUUUUGUUCUUAAGAAAUUGAUCUUGAUAUAUGUAUACUAUGCGAUGAAAACGCUAUAGAAUCAGAAUAACAUUCCUUAUUAAGCUCAGAGAUGUAUCUUAAGUGAUGAAAACGCUAUAGAAUCAGUGUCACGUUUCACAUUAAGCUCAGAUAUGGAGUUUUGUAUCUUAUGUGGUGAAAACGCUAUAGAAUCAGAUUUUUUUUUUACUUUAAACACAGAGAAAGAAAAGUUUUGUAUCUUAUGUGAUGAAAACGCAAUGGAAUCAGAAUAACAUUUCGCAUUAAGCUCAGAGAUAGAAGCGUUUUGAAUCUUAUCAGAUGAAAACGCUAUAGAAUCAGAAAAACAUUUCAUAUCAAAACAACAUUUUAUAUUAGUUAAGCUAUUAAAGAUAUUGAUGUAAGGAUUCGAGUACUAAGAUUUAUUAAUAAAAAUAUUAAAACAUUGUGUAAUCUACUAUAAACUUUGCCCUAGCAUUUUUGUUAUUCUUGUUCGUUUUGUUUUGUUUUUGUAAAUGCAAUUGUAGAGCUAAUUGUUAAUAAACUGAAGCACAUUGAUGUUA